Messenger RNA from Culex pipiens pallens (northern house mosquito), 1863 nucleotides. RefSeq names its product pickpocket protein 28-like. Gene Ontology annotation, molecular function: ligand-gated sodium channel activity. The coding region runs from base 1 to 1728 and encodes 575 amino acids. Gene Ontology annotation, biological process: sodium ion transmembrane transport. The transcript is spliced from 6 exons. The record is from RefSeq and is a predicted model, not a curated record. Gene Ontology annotation, cellular component: membrane. NCBI's taxonomy places the organism in Eukaryota, Metazoa, Arthropoda, Insecta, Diptera, Culicidae.
AUGAUCAGUCUAAAAGAGAUGCUUGAUAGUGUCACGAUGGAGAGGUACAGCAAAGAACAUGUUAUAACUAUGUUCAACGUGAAACAACAAGUCAAAGUUAAAGUAAAGCAGCAUCGAAUCUGUCACUUUGAUCUAAGGCGAUUGUUGCAAGACUAUUGUUCAAACAGUACAAUUCAUGGAAUCAAGUAUUUUAGUUGCAAGCAACGAACUGUUCUUGAAAGAAUAUGGUGGAUUGCAGUGUUUCUUCUUUCAAUCUUCGGCUGUGGCCAGUUGAUUAUCAACAUCUACCGCAAGUGGGACCAAAGUCCAGUUAUUCUAUCAUUUAACGAGCGGAGUACUCCGGUGUGGCAGAUUCCGUUUCCGGCGGUGACAAUCUGUCCGGAGACGAAGAUGAAGUCACAGUAUUUGAACUUUACCGCAUCGUAUCAUAUGCUGCUGAACGACACGGAUGACGAGGCCAUGGAUGAGGAUAGUUUUAAUCGACUUCGGGCGGUGGCCCAGGUUUGUGAUGCACACGUUCUUAAAGGAAUUCCGUUGAAUCAAACGUACGACAGUGCGUGUGUGGAUUAUCUCCGUAACAUAUCAGUAUCGCUGGACGAGAUGCUAAUGUACUGCAAGUGGCGAAACGAUAUGGACUUUUGUAACAACAUUUUUACGGAGACUCUGACAGAGGAAGGUCUUUGCUUUACGUUCAACGGAAUCGCUGCGGAUGACAUGCUGAGGAAGGAGGAACUGCACAAGGAUUAUGCUUACACGACGGAAAAUAGGUCAUCCAUCCAGUGGACUCUGGAGAAUGGUUAUCGGGAGGAUGCAGCAAUUGAUACAUAUCCGUUGAGAGUGCUGGGAGCUGGGGCCAGGGCUGGGUUGAAUAUCUUACUUCGAUUGUACGAAUACGAUUUGGACUAUUUGUGCAGGGGACCCGUGGUGGGCUUCAAAGUACUGCUGCAUACUUCCAGCGAGUACCCGCAGGUAUCCAAGCAGUACUUUCGCGUGCCACUCCAGCAAGAAGUUAUCAUCUCGGUUAAGCCCCAGAUGAUAACCACUUCCGACGGUUUACGUGACUACGCGCCGCACCGCCGACAGUGCUACUUUAACCACGAGCGCCGGCUUAAGUACUUCCAGGUGUACACGCAGCAAAACUGCGAACUCGAGUGCAUCACCAACUAUACGCUGAGGUCGUGUGGGUGUGUCAAGUUCUCGAUGCCCCGCGAUGACCGGACGGAGGUCUGCGGGGCCAGCAAGAUCGAGUGCUACAACGAGGCUGAGGAUGAGCUGCUCAGUCAGGAGGUCAAGUACAGCGUGGACAAGAGUUACGAUUUUCGCGCCAAAUGUGACUGUCUUCCGGCGUGCACCUCGGUGCAGUACGAUGCCGAAAUAUCCCAGGCCGACUUCAACUGGAAGAACUUGUUUAUGGCGUACAAAAGUCCCUUGGAUGAAUUUCCAGGAGUCCAACUGUCCCGCCUAACAAUCUACUUCAAGGAAGCCCAGUUCAUAACCUCCAAACGCAGCGAGCUGUACGGAGUGACGGACUUUCUCGCCAACUGCGGUGGCCUACUGGGACUGUUUAUGGGAGUGAGCCUGCUGAGCCUUGUGGAAAUCCUUUACUUCUGUCUGAUUCGACCGUGUUCGAUCUUGAGAAGUUCGACGCGGUCGAAGCAAGCUGAUUGCAAACAACCUGUACUGCAAAGCACUGAAUCAACCAGACAUGUCAUAUGGACGAGAUUUUGAUAAACAACUACAAUUAUACUUUUUGGAUAUGUUCUGACAUUUUCAGUCCAUUGGAUAGUUAAUCAUGUGAACAAUAGAAUUAAGUAUGCUAUAUAUAUAUACAUCAUUAUUUAACUCAGUUUGAAAUAAAGUAGC